AACUGUUAGCGGACAACGAAACGAUGACAUCCCAACUCCCAAAGCUGGACAUAUUAGAUGUCAAUACAUCCCUCUCUUUCACAACUCCCGCGAAGCUCAUUAACGAGACAAGUCAUGUCAGCCACUUCUUAAGAUCCAAGGCUUACCGCGACAUCUGCACCUUCAUCCUUCAACUCAAUCGCUCAGUCUGUCCAAGAAUUGCACAGGGAUCACCGGUGCCGACCCGUUUCCCACUUUCGUCGAAGCUACAGCCAUCGCCCUCUAUCGCAGCCUUGCAGUCGCUCUUAUCUGACAUUGAAUCACUCAUUGCGGAAGCCCCCCCAGUACCAGGGCCACAACGAUUUGGAAACGUUAGUUUCCGAACAUGGCACUCUUUACUUGAGCGCAAGGCUGCCGAGCUGUUGCAAACAGGGUUAUUAAAUAAUACCAUAUCGUCAGCGGUCGGUUCAGUUGCUGAAGUUAAGGCGUAUCUAUUAGGCAGCUUUGGGAGCGCCCAAAGGAUCGAUUAUGGAACCGGUCACGAAUUAAGCUUCAUCGCCUUUUUAGGUUGCUUAUGGAAGCUAGGGUUUUUUGAAGCAAGUUCGGUUGAUGGUUCAAUUGAACGGGAAAUCGUUUUGCAAGUAAUACAGCCGUAUGUGGUAUUGAUAAGAAAACUUAUCUCGACCUAUAACCUAGAACCAGCAGGAACCCAUGGUGUCUGGGGUCUUGAUGACCACUCCUUUGCACCGUAUAUCUUUGGAUCAGCCCAAUUAACGCGCCCAAUCCAUGAUGAUGAGCCCAUGCCGUUAGAAGGCUCUGUUCGAGGUGCUCCAAAACCCGGGGACAUCACUAAGGAGAUGGUUGUAGAGGACGAGCGCCAAACGAACAUGUAUUUUUCUGCCAUUGGCUUCAUUAACGACAUUAAGAAAGGGCCCUUCUGGGAGCAUAGCCCGAUGCUUUUUGACAUUUCUGGGGUAAAAGAUGGCUGGGGCAAGAUCAACAAGGGCAUGAUCAAAAUGUACAACGCUGAGGUGCUAUCGAAGUUCCCAGUGGUUCAGCACUUCCCAUUUGGACUACUCUUCUCUUGGGAUAAAGAUCCAGAGGCUCCCCAGCGUCAUCAAAUAAGUGAGAGCACGCAGGGUGUUACGCCAACUAAUACUACGGCCUAUGCUACGCCAUCUGGCACAGGGUCUUCCUGGGCGCCUACAGCGCGUAUGCAGCCACCUCCUGGUGUAGGUACUGCUGCAGGUUCUAGUAUUCGGCCAAGUGAAGGGGGCAACUUAGGAGACGGUCCAACAAAAGCACCAUGGGCCAAAUAGAAACAUUGCCUUGACGUGAACAAGAGACUAUUGCUACCUAAAAUCAACAAAACGAAAACGAAUCGGGUAUCCAGCAAUGAUUGCGCACAACUGCCAUUACAGAUCUUCUCCUACGCAACGUGAAGCAUUAUGGCCCCCUCAGACGCCGUGACAAUUAUCAUAUUUGGUGUCUAGGCAGCAACGGGGGCGGGAGCGGGAGCGGGAGCUGUAGUUUCGGGUUCAACAGCGUCAGUGGUGACAGGCUCUGCGACAGCUUUAUUUGGUUAGAUAGAUGAGCAAGCUAUGAAGUCAGAGUAGCUUACCAGGAGCAGCCUCAGCAGCGGGAGCGUCCGCAGCAACGGCAGCUUCAGGGGCAGUCUCAGUGGCGGCGGCACCCUCGGCAGGUUUUUCCUCAGACUUGCCCAAAAUCUUGUUGAGUUUGCUCUUGACGAGGUUCAAGACCUUGUUCUUCAACUCCUGAAUGUUAUCGAGAGCUGGCCAGGCUGUAUUAGCGUGUUCUUGUAUAUUUACUAAUGGGAGAUGUUUAUGUACUUACGAGAGCCACCCAUGAUGAAUAUUUGACGAUAUUGACGUGUACGAAGUUGACGAUGAAUAGUUCUUUGCUGUAGUUUUCUGACCAAAAUAUUCAGCACUUGGGUGUUAUUGUGUUUUAAGAGACAAGAGGCGACGGCUGAGGAGGCGGUAUACGUCUGGAAUGAUACGUACGACCGGCAGUUGCGGUCUUGCCCAAAACGAAACAAAACAACAAAAGGCCAAUACUAAC
Messenger RNA from [Torrubiella] hemipterigena, 2061 nucleotides. NCBI's taxonomy places the organism in Eukaryota, Fungi, Ascomycota, Sordariomycetes, Hypocreales, Clavicipitaceae. The record is from the annotation of a GenBank genome assembly.